CCCCCGGCUGUUAUAAGUGGAGCUGCACCGGGGGGAGCGCAUCAGAGUCCCGCACACAUGGGGUCGGUUCUGCCCGCACAGGCGCUCGCGCUGAAGGCCCGGUUCCGGUCUCAGCUGUGUGAGAUCAUCACCUCUGAUAUCCUGCACAGUUUCCUGUACGGUCGAUGGAGGAAUCCGUGCGAGGAGCAGCAGAGGACCGCGUUCACCGCCGAGGCUCUGGCGCAGUCCUUCACUGGAGAGGUGCAGAAGCUGUCCAGUCUGGUCCUGCCCAGCGAGGUCAUCAUCGCUCACAGCUCCAUCCCUGGAGAAGGUUUGGGGAUCUUCUCCAAGACCUGGAUCAAAGCCGGGACCGAGAUGGGGCCGUUCUCCGGGAGACUGGUGUCCCCUGAGCAUGUGGACCUGAGGAAGAACAAUAACCUCAUGUGGGAGGUGUUUAACGAGGAUGGCACAGUGCGCUGCUUCAUCGAUGCCAGUCAGGAGGAUCAGCGCAGCUGGAUGACGUACAUCAGGUGUGCACGCAACGAGCAGGAGCAGAACCUGGAGGUGCUUCAGAUGGGCUCCAGCAUCUUCUACAGAGCUCUGGAGAGUAUUCCUCCGGAGCAGGAGCUGCUGGUUUGGUAUGGGAGUUCCCACAACACUUUCCUGGGUAUUCCCGGCGUUCCGGGCGCAGAGGAGGAGCCCCAAAAGAAGAGGAGCGCAGACGAGCCUCAGGUGUGUGACGCCGCAUCUUCCUCGCUGUGCUCCUCUUCCUCCUCGUGUCGCAUGCGCUGCGUCAUCUGUCACCGCGGCUUUAACUCCCGCAGUAACCUGCGCUCGCACAUGCGCAUUCACACCCUGGACAAGCCCUUCGUGUGCCGCUUCUGCAGCCGUCGCUUCAGCCAGUCCUCCACGCUGCGCAACCACGUGCGUCUGCACACCGGCGAGCGCCCGUACAAGUGCACCGUCUGCCAGAGCGCGUACUCGCAGCUGGCCGGCCUGCGCGCGCAUCAGAAGAGUGCGCGACACCGACCCAGCGGAUCGAACUCUGAGGCUGCGCGCGUGCCAGCCGCUUCCCAUCCUGCACUGCUGCGCCACGUCACCACCCUGGUGCUCUGAGAGACUUUAACAGCGCGCAGCUUCUGAGAUAAUGUAAGGAUGUUGUACGGGAACACCAGACACACACACACUGAGCCAGAGAUAUUGUAGUUCAUGCAACAGUGAGCAGGAACAUGCUUCAUGAGUCUAAGACUGAUUUAAGAUAUUUUCAGGCCUUGGUUUUCACCAAAACUCUCUUCUAUUUGAGCUGCUUCUUUUUUUUUAAAGAAGAGAUGCAUCAUGGGAUCAUGGCAUGCUUCUCCUUCUCUGUGGAGCUGAAGCAUUCACUAUUACACUGCAAUGCGUUUCCGGUUCAUAAAGAUAUGCAUAAGAAUGGUUUUAGAACAAAACUUUUUUUAAGAUCACAGAUUCAUUCAAGUGUCCAGAUGUUUCACUGCACUGCAGAAACGUUCUUCCUCAAUAUUUCUGUCUUGUUUCCAGCAUCUAAACAUCUUUAAAACAAGACACAAUUACUUGAGAAAUAUUGUUUUCUGCAAAAUGUAUCAAAAUAAAGUGUGAAACAAGUCAAACAUAUCUGCUCACGUGGUCAGGAGAACAAUCUUGUUUCUCCUUCGAGCCCAUUGGCAGAUAUUUGUUCUUGUUUUAAGGAAAAACUCACUUCACUUUGAAACAUUUAGCAGAAAACAUGACAUUUAAUGCUUCACAAUUAAGUCUUGAUUUUAAGAAUGUUUAAAUAUUUGAACUGAAAAAAUAUUCAUAAAAUCUUUUUUUUCCAGUAUACAUCUUUUGUAUUGGGUGAAUUUUAAUCUUCAUGUAUGUUGAUGUUUCUGUCUAUACAAUAGACUUCACUGCAAUUCAGUGACAGUUGUGCAUAAAGAUUCAGUUCAGCAAUAAAUUAAAGCUUUAAAGAGACAAAGACAAAGCAUCAAACCAUUUUCUGCCUCUUCGGGUCUGCUGCAGAGAUUCUGAUGAAUAAACACGAGUAUAAAGUUGAAAUGUUUGUGAACGGUGUUAAUUUGCAGACACUGGAUGCAGUUUCUUGGCUCGAUUGAAUCUUGUGAGUCGGUUCGGUGGAUCAGGCAAUCGCACAAAUCAGCGUUAAGAUGUAUUGUAUUUUAUUUUUUAUGUUAUAUGUUUGUAUUUUUGUCUAUUGUAAAUAAAACAGUUGAAAUAAACGACUGAUUGAUUGCA
Molecule: messenger RNA, 2226 nt
Organism: Carassius auratus (goldfish)
Lineage: Eukaryota; Metazoa; Chordata; Actinopteri; Cypriniformes; Cyprinidae
Product: PR domain zinc finger protein 12-like
Exons: 5
Coding region: 58-1095 (345 amino acids)
Biological process (GO): regulation of gene expression; neurogenesis
Cellular component (GO): nucleus
Molecular function (GO): histone methyltransferase binding
Source: RefSeq, a predicted model, not a curated record